This is a messenger RNA of Hydatigera taeniaeformis, 699 nucleotides long. The record is from the annotation of a GenBank genome assembly. NCBI's taxonomy places the organism in Eukaryota, Metazoa, Platyhelminthes, Cestoda, Cyclophyllidea, Taeniidae.
AUGGAUGUGAUCAAGAAGGCCUUCUGCCUCAUCAUCCUCCAAUCUGCUGUGGCAUUUUGGCCGACAACUGAUGUGGAACGUCGUCAAAUCCUCGAGGCACACCAUCGAGCGCGCGAAAGUGUGAAGCCCCCUGCUAGCAAUAUGAAGCUGAUGAUGUACUCGAAGAAACUGGAAAACUUGGCCGCUCGUUGGGCCAGUCGGUGCGUGUUUGAGCAUCCAGAUAGGAACACGUAUCCCGAGUAUCGUGAACUUGGGCAGAAUCUUGCACUCGCUGCCGGUUUCACGCCCAAUAUCACCGAAGCUGCUUGUGGUUGGAGAAGUGAAAUCAAGUUUUACGACAGCGUCAGCGGUAGAUGCAGGCAUGUUUGUGGGCAUUACACGCAGAUGAUAUGGGCAAGUUCAAGUGCGUUGGGGUGUGCCAUGUGGCGAUGUGAUGGAGUUAGACCCGACUGGCACAAUCCUCAAUACAUCACUGCCUGUCAGUACAGUCCCCCGGGAAAUUACAUUGGAAGCAAGCCCUACAUCCAGGGUCGCAGUUGCAGUCGAUGUAGUCCCGGAGAGCAGUGCUACCGCAACCAAUGUGCCCGAAAUGCGCGACACAAUCAAGUUUACCCACUGGCAAAGUUCAAAAGUCCCCGCUAUAGGUCUUUGCCACCUUGCAAGUUGCCUCAAUCUUAUUCCACCUUCGAAUAUGGCUAA